Molecule: messenger RNA, 423 nt
Organism: Nasonia vitripennis (jewel wasp)
Lineage: Eukaryota; Metazoa; Arthropoda; Insecta; Hymenoptera; Pteromalidae
Product: venom protein N
Exons: 6
Coding region: 1-423 (140 amino acids)
Source: RefSeq, marked inferred
AUGAUGAAGGGACUGAUUGUUUUGUGCCUCGUUGCCCUCUGGCAGGUCGCCAAUGUUCAAGGAGAGGAAUCUUUCGACCCAAGGGCUAACCCAAGGAUCAACGAUGCCCUCAAGGAAUACUCUCGCUAUCACUGCUACUACAGGUGUCACCAAAACCCUGACGACUGCUCUGUCGAUGCCAGACGCGACCUGACCACCUGUGAGAACCAAUUGUACUGGGCCUACUUCUCCAACUACGAGGUCUGCCGCACCAAGUGUGCCGUCGAGUGCGACGAAAGGUGCCAAAAAUACACCGACUGCUCCGAGGCCUGUCUGAAGGUCGGCAGCGACAAGAUCAGGCUGAGCCCCAAGACCCCCGACCAACUCAUCCGCACCUACUUCGAUAUCCGCAGAGCCGGCAGGACCGACCUCUACAUCGAAUAA